UGUAGGAGGAGCCUCGCACACCAUUUAUAUUACCGGCUUCCAUAUACAUUGCAUAAAGGAUCACCAGUGCAGCUCAAGUACAACUCGAUAUGAACUCAGAAUGAGACAGAGUGGCGAGGCGGCCGUGUCGCCUAAAAUAUAAUAAAUGACUGUAUCAAGGAAAGCUGUAAAGUGAUCGAAUAUCCGAGAGGAGAUAAGAGCGCCGCACGACUUGUUCAUUCUUCACAGGACACUAUCUCUCCACGGAUAGACUGAAACGAAAUGGGGGUCAUAGUAGUGGUGAGCUAUAUCUUGUUAUUUAUCCUGGUGGAUGUUAUUGUCACCACUGUCCUCUACUUACAUGGUUGCCAGACUGCAAUAUUCACAGAGGAUGUGCAGAACUUUGACAUUCUCCACUCCGUCCUGGACCUCUGGGGGACUAUGCUGGUCAGAGUCUGCCUUCUGCUUGGGGCCUCCAUAGGGGUGUUAUGGAACAGAGUGGACGGCCCAUGCAGGGUCUCUGCCCUGGGGACCCUGACUCUCCUAAUCUGCCUGACCGUCAGCACCUACGCCUUAGCUAAGCUCCUGAUGCUCUCGGAGCAGGGCGAUCUGGCGCACCAACCCUGGUUCCUCAGUCUAUUUUCCUGGACCUGUGUGUCAGUGCUGGGGACCGUGCUCCUCUGGAGGCUCCUGGGAAGGUCUCCCAACACUGUGACUGACGGAGAGGGAGAUGGUGGAGGAAGUGUCUGUGAGGAGACUGAGAGGCUAGUGGAGGCAGCAGGAGAGAAUUGCACUGAGGAGGUGGAGGAGCAGCAGAACCAUGGGGAGAAGAAGAGGAGUAGGGCGAGCAGGAAAGGAACAGAGGACCAGAAGAACUCAGGGGCCACACUGGGGCGUCUGCUGUCCUACUGCAGUAAAUACGCUGGGCUGCUCUCUGUAGCCUUCCUCUUCCUCCUCAUCUCUGCUGUGUGUGAGGCCUUCAUCCCCUACUACACUGGGCAGGCUAUAGAUGGCAUUGUUAUUCACAAGAGUAUGGAGUACUUCACCAAGCCCCUGAUCACUCUCACAGUGUUGGCCUUAGUCAGCUCUAUAGCUAUUGGAGUACGAGGUGGCCUCUUUAAUCUAACCUUUGCCAGACUGAAUCUUCGCCUGCGGAAUCUUCUCUUCAGAUCUCUGAUGCGUCAGGAGGUGGGCUUUUUUGACUCUAACCACACAGGUGACAUCACCUCUCGCCUGACCUCUGACACUACUCAAGUGAGUGACCUGAUUUCUCAAAACGUCAACAUGUUCCUGAGGAGUAUGGUUAAGGGCAUAGGGUUCUUCAUCUUCAUGUUCGGGAUGUCCUGGAAGCUGACUCUGGUCACCAUCAUGGGAUUCCCCUUCAUCGCAGUCAUCUCCAAUGUGUAUGGGGAGUACUACAAGAGAUUGACCAAAGAGGUCCAGACUGCCCUGGCUCAGGCUAACCAGGUGGCCGAGGAAACUGUUUCAUCCAUGAAGACGGUACGCAGCUUUGCCAAUGAGGAACAGGAGGCUGAUUCCUACUACAGCAGGCUGCAUGUCAUGUUUCAACUGAACAAGAAGCAAGCGUUGGCCUACGCCCUCUACAUGUGGUCCAGUUGUAUCUCAGAACUUGUUCUUCAAGUGGCAAUCCUCUUCUACGGCGGUCACCUGGUCAUUACUGAGCAGAUGAGUGGAGGGACCCUGAUAUCUUUCGUCAUAUAUGAGUUGGAGCUGGGAGAGUGCCUGGAGAGCAUAGCAUCAGUCUACACAGGUCUCAUGCAGGGAGUGGGAGCAGCUGAGAAGGUGUUUGAGUAUAUCGACAGGGAGCCCAAACACCAACAUGAUGGGAAAGAGGUCCCCGACACCUGCAAAGGACUGGUCGAGUUUAAAGAUGUCACGUUUUCCUACCCAACACGGCCCGAAACGGACAUUCUAAAGAGUGUAUCCUUCACGUUGCGGCCUGGAGAGGUGACAGCCUUGGUAGGGCCAUCUGGCAGUGGAAAGAGCUCCUGUGUGGGUCUCUUAGAGAACUUCUACGCCCCACAACAAGGCCAGGUGCUGCUGGACGGCCGGCCGGUGCACACCUACCAGCAUGGCUUCCUCCACUCGCGGGUAGCACUAGUGGGCCAGGAGCCUGUCUUGUUCGCCCGUUCUGUAGAGCAGAACAUAACCUAUGGACUGACUGACAUCCCUAUGGAGGCUGUGGUGCAGGCUGCCACCAAGGCAAACGCACACGACUUCAUCACCGGUCUAACCAAUGGCUAUAACACAGAAGUGGGUGAGAAGGGCACCCAGUUGUCAGGGGGGCAGAAGCAGCGGGUGGCCAUCGCACGGGCACUCAUCCGCAACCCACAUGUUCUCAUCCUGGACGAGGCCACCAGUGCACUGGAUGCAGAGAGCGAACAUGUUGUCCAGCAGGCUCUGAACAACAUCAUGCGUCAGCACACAGUGCUGGUGAUCGCCCACCGCCUCAGCACAGUGGAGAGGGCAAACAACAUCAUAGUCAUCAACCGCGGCUGUGUGGUGGAGCAGGGAUCACACAGCCAACUGAUGGCCAAGGGGGGGCUCUACUGCAAGCUGGUACAGAGGCAGGUCCUGGGCAUCGAGACGGGGACAGAGGUCCUUAACCCUCCAGAGGUGGAUGUCUGAGGGUGGUAGUCAGCGGAGGCAGAACGGACAUGAUAGCAGCAGUGCCAGCGAGUCAAAAUGUGAAAACCACGCUACUGAGAGAGGUUCUAGGGCUUUAUUGGUAGCUAACACUGACUGACUGGCACUUAUGGGCAUUAAUUGACUGAGCAGUGCCUCAAAACCAAGGCAUUAUAUUACCCUUGAUGUUUUAUUUGCACAUUAGGUUGAAUAGAUUCAACUCAAGUCUAUUUUACGGUGUUCAAAACCUUGAAUAAUUGUUAUUGAAUAAUCAAUAAGAGUAUACAUUUUGUGUAAGAUUUGAGUAGUCAUUUGACCAGCGCUUCUGGACAUGAAUGAGCAACACUCUAGUUAAUCCCAGUGGUGAUAUUACACUGAACAAAAAUAUAAACACAACAUGUAAAGUGUUGGCCCCAUGUUUCAUGAGCUGUAAUAAAUUAUCCAAGACAUUUUCCUAUACGCA
Salmo salar (Atlantic salmon) is the source of this 3088-nucleotide messenger RNA. RefSeq names its product ATP binding cassette subfamily B member 9 (gene abcb9). Gene Ontology annotation, cellular component: membrane. Gene Ontology annotation, molecular function: ATP binding; ATP hydrolysis activity; ABC-type oligopeptide transporter activity. Lineage: Eukaryota; Metazoa; Chordata; Actinopteri; Salmoniformes; Salmonidae. The record is from RefSeq and is a predicted model, not a curated record. Gene Ontology annotation, biological process: transmembrane transport.